GCUCGUUCUAAACGCAGCUUGUAUGUUGUUGAGAUCAAGCAAGAGACAUGGAUUCUAAUGACUUGCCUGAAAACCAUCUGAUCUGGUCGAAGAAGAACUCUAGCAGAAAUGGUUGGCGUUGGUUUUUGGCGGGAACGCUCCUUAACCUUACUAUAACAUCACUUAUUGUUGGGUCGAUGCUGUUCUAUGUUCACGAAGAACUACAGUCUGUUAAGGGCCAGUUACUUUCACAUGAAGACCGAUUGUUUAUCUUGGAAAAACAUGUCACCACAAACGACGCCACUCAGCAACAAGGCACUCCUACUCCCGAAGUGAAUGGUCAGACUUCGAAUACAGCCCAACUGCGAAUACGGAGAGAUCAUGAACCACAUAAUAUGUCUACUGAGAACGGCCAUGCUGAGGGGAAUAUGACGUUUCAAUCAGGAUUUCAUACUUCCCAAACUGAUCCACUUGGACUAUACUCUCCAGUUUCAACUUGCCGGGACGGAAAAGAUGGGAAGGAUGGCAGAGACGGUCGUGACGGGAGGGAUGGAAGGGACUGCCGCCCGGGACAACCCGCUACACCCAUUGGACCGGGACAACCCGGUGAGCCAGGACCACCCGGUGAAACAGGACUUCCUGGUGGGCGUGGACCACCCGGUAAACAAGGACCAAGUGGUGAGCCAGGACCAACUGGUGAGCGCGGAUCAACUGGUGAGCCAGGUCAAACUGGUGAGCCAGGACUAUCCGGUAUAGCAGGAAAAUCUGGUAUCAGAGGACCACGUGGUGAGCCAGGACCAACUGGUGAGCGCGGAUCAACUGGUGAGCCAGGUCAAACUGGUGAGCCAGGACUAUCCGGUAUUGCAGGAAAAUCUGGUAUCAGAGGACCACGUGGUGAGCCAGGACCAACUGGUGAGCGCGGAUCAACUGGUGAGCCAGGUCAAACUGGUGAGCCAGGACUAUCCGGUAUUGCAGGAAAAUCUGGUAUCAGAGGACCACGUGGUGAGCAAGGGCCUCAAGGACAACAGGGGCGUAGUUCUUCAGGACCGACAUACAUUCGGUGGGGAAGAACCACUUGCCCAGACCAGGCAGGCACAGAGCUCGUAUAUCAAGGUUAUGGUGCUGGCGCAUUUUAUAACAAAAAGGGAGGAAGCACGGAUCUCUUCUGUCUCCCAACUGAUCCAGAUGUACCUGCUUCAUACAGAGAUGGAAUCCAAUCAGGUACCUCACGCCUAUAUGGAAUGGAAUACCAAGUCGAGAUAGUUGACCCCUUUUCUCAUGAAAAUGCUGAAGUUCUUCACGAUCAUAGCGUGCCGUGUGCAGUGUGUCGUCUCACCAGUCGGGGCACUCAGGUGUUAUUUCCCGCCAAGAAUGAAUGUCCUGGCAACUGGACAAAGGAAUACAAGGGUUACCUCAUGACAGACACCAAUAACCAUGUGAGGCAGCAAGCUGUAUGUUUGGAUGAGGCACCUGAGGUCAUCCCCGGUACUCAGGCCAAUUACAACGGGGCGCUUCUUUACGUGAUGGAAGUUGUAUGCAUUUCCCUCCAGUGCCCUCCGUAUGUUAAUGGUCGUGAAAUACAGUGCACGAUCUGUAGCAUUUGAAUCGGUUUUCAACUAGUGGUUUCAACCCGCCGAUGCCUG
Messenger RNA from Asterias rubens (European starfish), 1622 nucleotides. RefSeq names its product short-chain collagen C4-like. The record is from RefSeq and is a predicted model, not a curated record. NCBI's taxonomy places the organism in Eukaryota, Metazoa, Echinodermata, Asteroidea, Forcipulatida, Asteriidae. Bases 48 to 1583 code for a protein of 511 amino acids. The transcript is spliced from 6 exons.